Lactuca saligna is the source of this 2228-nucleotide messenger RNA. NCBI's taxonomy places the organism in Eukaryota, Viridiplantae, Streptophyta, Magnoliopsida, Asterales, Asteraceae. The record is from the annotation of a GenBank genome assembly.
CGCAAAUUCAAGAAAAAAUGGUUACUACUUCUCUUUCAUUUCGUGUUGUACUCUCUGCAUACUUUCUUGUAAUUCUCUGCGUCUCCUUCCCUAACCCAACAACACCAUUGCAUGUUGGUGAAGGGGAGGAAGAAGGUGGUGGUAUUCCGUUGCCGGUGCCGGCGAGGCAUGGAGCGGUGGUGAAGAAAGGUGAGAGAUGGAGUGUGGUUACGACAGAGUUCGGUGAGAUCUCAGCUGUUAAAAUCGGAGAUGGUAGAGAUGGGUUUUAUCAUCUCCAGUUCAUCACCAUGGAACCUAACUCUCUUUUCCUUCCUGUUCAUCUUCAUUCCGAUAUGGUUUUCUAUGUCGACUCAGGGAGUGGAACUCUGAAUUGGGUUGAUCUUGAAAACGAUGACGAUAAACUCCGGCAAGUGGAGUUGCAAGCCGGAGACGUUUACCGGCUGAGCACCGGAAGUUUCUUCUACUUGCAAAGCAACUUAGAUCCCGAUCGCCGGAAACUAAGAAUAAACGCCAUUUUUUCCGAUUCCAAAGAGGAGAUACGAGAAGGAUCAUCGUUCGGAGCAUACGCCAGUGUUCGUGAUUUGAUUCUUGGGUUCGACAACAGAGUUCUUCAAGCUGCAUUUAGCGUGGAUGUGGAAGUGAUCGAAGAGUUGCGAAGUGGAGGAAAACAACCGAUGAUUGUGCAUGGAGUCACACAGGAAAAGGCGAAUGAGUUAUGGGAAGUCCAUUACAGAAUCAUGAGAGCUUUCCUUGGUCGUAUGAAGAAUAACAUGAUCGAUAUUAAUAUUAAUAAUAAUAAUAAAAAAGACAAAGCUUAUAAUAUCCUCUCGGCGGAUCACGACGUUGAUAAUUGCAACGGGUGGAGUCUGGUUGUUACAAGUAAACAGUUGAAGGCGUUAAAAGAUUCGGAUUUCAGUAUCUUCAUGGUCAAUCUAACCAAGGGGGCAAUGAUGGCGCCACACUGGAACCCAACUACGGCGGAGAUAGGGGUGGUGGUGAGAGGACGAGGGAUGGUUAAUGUGGUGUGUCCCGGUAGUUUAAAUGAAACGGAGUGUAAAAAUUCGAGGUUUAGGGUUGAAGAAGGUGAUGUGUUUGUGGUGCCAAGAUAUCAUCCGAUGGCUCAGAUGUCGUUUAAUAAUGGGAGUUUUGUGUUUAUGGGGUUUACGACUACAACGAAGAAGAAUCAUCCGCAGUAUUUGGUGGGGACAGCUUCGGUGUUGCAGGUGUUGGAUAAGAGUGUGGUGGCGGCGUCUUUUGGGGUGAGUAAUAUGACGAUGGAUGAAGUUUUGAAGGGUCAAAGGGAGGCGAUUAUUGUUGAGUGUACUUCGUGUGCUGAGGAGGAAGAGAGGUUGAUGGAAGAGGAGAUUCAGAGGGAAAAGGAGGAGGAGAGGAAGAAAGAGGAGGAGGAGAAGGCUAGGGAGGAGGAGGAGGCGAGGGAGAAGGAAGAGGAGGAGGCUAAAAGGAGGGAGGAGGAAGAGGAGGCCAAGCGGCAGGAAGAGGAGGAGAGGAGAGAGCAAGAGGAAGCACGGAAGAGGGAAGAGGAGGAGGCUAAGAGGAGGGGGAGGAGGAAGCGGAGGCCAAACGGCGGGAGGAGGAGGAAAGGAGGGAGCAAGAGGAAGCACGGAAGAGGGAGGAGGAAGAGGCUAGGCGGCAAGAGGAGGAGGCAAGGAAACAACAAGAGGAGGAGGCUAGGAGGCGACAAGAGGAGGAGGAAGCCGCUAGGCGGCAGGAGGAGGAGGAGGCCGCAAGGCGUCAGGAAGAGGAGGCUAGGAGGCGACAGGAGGAAGAGGAGGCUAGGAGGCGACAGGAAGAGGAGGAGGCCGCUAGGCGUAAGGAAGAGGAGGCUAGGAGGCGAGAGGAGGAGCAAGCGGCUAAGAAACAACAGGAGGAGGAGGCUAGGCGGCGGCAAGAAGACGAGGCGGCUAGACAACAAAGAGAAGGCUAGGAAACAAAAGGAAGAGGAGGCGGCCAGGCGACAGGAGGAAGAAGCCGCUAGGCGACAUCAACAACAAGAAGAGGAGGCUAGGAGGCGACAACAAGAGGAGGAGGCUAGGAGGAGGGAAGAAGAGGAGACGGGACGUGGUGGUGGUGGAGGACAUGGAGGAGGAGGAGAAGGGGAAGCCGCUAGUAGGGAGGAGGAAGAGAUGGCGAGGCGGCAGAGGGAAGCGGAAGCUGCAGCUAGAGGAGGAGGAGGGGGUGGUCAGGAGAAUGGAAGUUAUGAAGAGUAA